Lycium ferocissimum is the source of this 900-nucleotide messenger RNA. RefSeq names its product glutathione S-transferase DHAR2-like. Gene Ontology annotation, molecular function: glutathione dehydrogenase (ascorbate) activity. The transcript has 6 exons. Gene Ontology annotation, biological process: cellular oxidant detoxification; ascorbate glutathione cycle; protein glutathionylation. The record is from RefSeq and is a predicted model, not a curated record. Lineage: Eukaryota; Viridiplantae; Streptophyta; Magnoliopsida; Solanales; Solanaceae. Bases 16 to 732 code for a protein of 238 amino acids.
AGAGAGUUCUAUUUUAUGAGUUACCAUUAUUUUCUUCAGAUUUCUCUAGCACUUCUUACUAUACUACUCCAAAGUUACUACUGUUCAUCAAUGGCUGCUGUUGAAGUUUGUGUUAAGGCUGCUGUUGGUGCCCCUAAUGUCCUUGGAGACUGUCCAUUUAGUCAAAGGGUACUUCUGACAUUGGAGGAAAAGAAAGUGCCUUACAAGAUGCACUUGAUCAAUGUUAGUGACAAGCCCAAAUGGUUCUUGGAAGUGAACCCAGAAGGGAAAGUUCCAGUGAUCAAUUUUGGUGACAAAUGGAUUCCAGAUUCUGAUGUUAUUGUUGGACUUAUUGAAGAGAAAUACCCAACUCCCUCUCUCGUUGCUCCCUCUGAAUUUACCUCUGUGGGCUCGAAAAUAUUUCCUACCUUUGUCUCAUUUCUGAAGAGCAAGGAUGCUAGUGAUGGUACCGAGCAGGCUUUGCUUGAUGAAUUAAAAGCUUUGGAAGAGCAUCUCAAGGCUCAUGGACCAUAUGUCAAUGGGCAGAAUAUUUGUUCAGUUGAUAUGAGCUUGGCUCCAAAACUGUACCAUCUUGAGGUGGCUCUUGGCCACUUCAAGAAGUGGAGUGUCCCUGAAAGCUUGAGUCACGUGCGUAACUACAUUAAGUUGCUCUUCGAGCGAGAGUCGUUCAAGAAAACCAAGGCUGAAGAAAAGUAUGUCAUCGCAGGGUGGGCUCCAAAGGUUAAUGCAUGAACUGACUCGAAACUAUAAUGGUGUUUUGCCUCCGGGUAUUAAGCAGUUUGAGGGUGCAGCAUUAUGAAUGUAAUCUAUACUAAGAUCUUAGAAAUCGUUCAAUGUGGUCUGUGGAUCGAUCAUCCUCGUACUACUCCUUUAUGUCUACUAACAAAUGAGUCAUGUUCU